Zerene cesonia (dogface butterfly) is the source of this 2394-nucleotide messenger RNA. RefSeq names its product G2/mitotic-specific cyclin-B1 (gene CycB). NCBI's taxonomy places the organism in Eukaryota, Metazoa, Arthropoda, Insecta, Lepidoptera, Pieridae. Gene Ontology annotation, cellular component: cyclin-dependent protein kinase holoenzyme complex; cytoplasm; nucleus. Gene Ontology annotation, biological process: regulation of cyclin-dependent protein serine/threonine kinase activity; mitotic cell cycle phase transition. The transcript has 7 exons. Gene Ontology annotation, molecular function: cyclin-dependent protein serine/threonine kinase regulator activity. The record is from RefSeq and is a predicted model, not a curated record. The coding region runs from base 170 to 1657 and encodes 495 amino acids.
GUUAUUUUCAAUCAGUUCAAGCAAGCUCAUACAACUUUUCGAAGAGUCGGAGUGGCAAGACUUCAUAUAUGUUAUUUGUAGUUUUCUAAAAUAGUUUGAAAAAACAAAUGUUUAUCAUAGUUUAAACUAUAUUGAAUUAUCAGGACGACAUCGCCUAUAACUCUUCAAGAUGGAAAUUCACACUAGGAGGAAUCGCGUGAUACAAGAGCAAGAAAAUAAAUAUGGCGUCAAAGGAAAAAUUAAUGCGAUACCCAAAGUCCAAGGUACUACGGUUAGAGGAGCUUUAGGCGAACUAGCUACUAAUAUACAACCGCAACGAGAUGUAUGUGUUGGAAAAGUUGCAUUUUCUGCUGCAGAAUUUGAGAAAAAAUCAUUGAAAUGUAAUACUAGGAGUAAUUAUAGCCACGUACAGUCUAAAAUUGACACGGGACUAGCCUGUAAGAAUAUCAUUCAACCAUCAUCAAGACCACCGCUGAGACGCGAGGAAAGCACUGGAGGAUUAGCUACACGGGCUGCGCUACAGACUAAGGCGGCAGCAAAACUUGCAGUAAAGAAGCCAAGUGAAACCAAGGAGCCUAAUUUUGUAGUCUUGAAUGAUAAGAAAUUAAAUAAAGAAGUGAAAAAGACCAAGCUUAAAGUUAUCAAAGAAAUAUCAAAGGAGCAUAAUUUAAAACCAAUAUUAAAAGAUUCUACUGAGUCACUUGGGAAAUUGAAACUAGCUGAAAGCUCUGAUAAUAAAGUAAGCAAGACAACUGAAAUAUAUAUAGACUCCUUGGUUAAGUCACCACCACCAUUGCCGGAUGAUAUUGAAGAUAUUGAUGCUGGUGACAACAACCCUCUGCUUGUAUCUGUGUAUAUUAAAGACAUUUAUAGAUAUUUAACUGAACUGGAAUGCAAGUAUCCCGUUGAAGAGAAUCACUUGAAAAAUCAGAAUGUGAUAACAGGUAACAUGAGGGCUACUCUCAUAGAUUGGUUGGUAGAACUUCAGUGCCAGUUCACAUUGAUCCUUGAGACUUUCCAUCUAACUGUUGGAAUUAUUGACCAUUAUUUACAGGUUGUGCCUAAUGUACCCAAAGAGAAAUUGCAACUUAUUGGUGUGACGGCGAUGUUCAUAGCCAGCAAGUAUGAAGAGAUCUAUGCCCCUGAUGUCAGCGACUUUGUCUUUGUAACAGACUACACUUACAGCAAGAGUGAUAUUCUUAGAUGUGAGAAGGAGAUUCUACAGAAGUUAGGAUUCUGUCUUGCUUGGCCGAUUCCAUUAAACUUUUUGAGAAGGUUUGUUAAAGUGGCCCAUGGUACAUCUAAAAAUCAUCAUUUGGCAAAAUAUUUUGUGGAUCUCUGUCUAGUAGAUUACUCCAUGGCGCAUUAUAGACCUUCAGAAUUAUCUGCAGCUGCUAUCUGCUUAUCCUUAUAUAUUCUUUCCAAUGAGAGGCUUAAGGAUGUGUGGACCCCUACGCUGUCAUACUAUUCAGGAUACACAUUAGAUCACAUCGAACCGAUUAUUAGGAAAAUAGCAAAAAUAGUGACAAAUACUGAAAGAUCUAAAUUUAAAGCAGUUUACAACAAAUAUAUGGAUGUAACAUUAGCAAAAGUAUCCUGUCUUCCACAGUUAAAAAGCGAGCCUAUGUAUGAACUUGCUCAAAGAGCGUCAAGUUAAUGUCUCAACUAGAUUAAUUAAUGACCUAGAAUUAAUAUGUAUUAUUAAUUUUUACAAGUGUGUUGUAUAAAUAUUGACUGAGUUUUUGGAUAAGGUUUUUAGGUACCUGCUUGUAUGUUUGUUAGGGUGUAUUUUUAAUUUUAGAAACAAUUGUAUGGUCAAGAUGAUUUCAACCUAGUUAUAUUUUAUUUAUAUUGCGUAUACCAAAUGCAACUUAAGAAUGUAGGCACGUGUCUAAAUUUAAACUAAAUGAGGAAAGUUGAAGUUGCAAGUAUGUACUGAAUAUUUUUGACAUUAAAGUUAAUUCCAAGUAUUAAUUUUUGACAUGUACAUUGGAGGUUUACUAAAUCUCAAUUUUAUUGGUGUCUUCAUUGAUGUUUUCUUUUUCUCUCUGUCUUAAAAUCUGGUAGAUUUCUUUUAAUAUAUAUAAUUGUGUAUGUACUGGAGUAGCGUUUGUGUCGACUUUACUGUUGUUAUUAAUUCUAAAUAUUGGCUUUUUAUCUAGUGUAAUUUACGUCAAUUAAAUAUUAAUGCUAUUUCAAAUACGAAAGAUUUAUAAUAAAUCUUGUUGUUAGUUUUAGCGAAGUUCGGUCCGAAUCUUAACCAGCAUUUAAUUUAUAAUGUUUUUGAGUUCUGUGACUUGAUAUAUUUUGACUUGAUGUAAUGUAAUUUGAUAUACCUGUGAUUAGAAUAAUUAUUAAGAUUUGUUGAAAUAAAUUACUAUAUUAUAAUAAAAA